CCCAAAUUAAAACUAAAACCCAAAUUCUCAUUGGUCUCGCACUCUCGCAGUCUCGCUUUAAAAUCUACUCCCAAUUGAAACCCUAAUUCCCGUUUAGCAAGCUCGCAGAAAACCUAAAGCCAUGGCCGGACCCAACCUUGAGUGUAGGAUGUACGAGGCGAGGUACCCGGAGGUGGACCAGGCGGUGAUGAUACAGGUGAAGAGUAUGGCCGACAGCGGCGCGUACGUCUCACUCCUCGAGUACAACAACAUCGAGGGCAUGAUCCUCUUCUCCGAGCUCUCCCGCCGCCGUAUCCGUAGCAUAAGCAGCCUCAUCAGGGUCGGCCGCAUCGAGCCCGUCAUGGUUCUCCGUGUCGAUAAAGAGAAGGGCUACAUUGAUCUGAGCAAGAGGCGUGUUUCGGAAGAGGAUAUUCAGGCGUGCGAGGAGAGGUUCAAUAAGAGCAAGCUCGUUCACUCAAUUAUGCGGCACGUUGCUGAGACCAUGAGUCUUGACCUCGAGGAUCUUUAUAUCCAUGUUGGCUGGCCAUUGUACAGGAAAUAUGGCCACGCAUUUGAGGCAUUCAAAUUGAUCGUCAAUGAUCCUGAUUCAGUGCUUGAUUCUCUCACUCGUGAAAUCAAAGAAGUCGGUCCUGAUGGACAGGAGGUGAAGAAGGUGGUUCCUGCUAUAACCGACGAAGUAAAAGAUGCUCUAGUAAAGAAUAUUAGGAGAAGAAUGACACCCCAACCUUUGAAGAUUCGUGCGGACAUUGAAAUGAAAUGUUUUCAGUUUGAUGGUGUCCUGCACAUAAAGGAAGCAAUGCGUAAAGCCGAAUCUGCUGGCAACAAGGAUUGCCCUGUUAAAAUUAAGCUGGUUGCUCCUCCGGCUUAUGUGCUAAACACACAAACUCUUGACAAGGAACAAGGUAUUGCAAUCCUAAAUAAGGCAAUUGAGUUAUGCACGAAAGAAAUCGAACAAAACAAAGGAAAACUUACUGUCAAGGAGGCACCAAGAGCUGUGAGCGAACGGGAGGAUAAAUUGCUUGCCGAGCAGAUGGCCAAGCUUGGACGUGAAAAUGAAGAGGUCAGUGGUGAUGAGGACAGCGAAGAGGAAGAAGAUACUGGAAUGGGUGAAAUCGAUCUUGAAAAUUCUGGAACUGGCAUAACCGAGUGAUUUGGGUUCUUGUUUAGUUCAAUAUUUAAAGAGUUGGACCAGAUUUUCGUUUGUACCCUGUUCCUCCAUUUUUUUCAACCUGAGUGCAGUGAUCUCAUUGCAAGAAAAUGUUUUUCAGUUUUGAGUGUGUUGUUACAACGUAUCUCCAUGUUUGUUCUGUUUUCGUGUGUUGAAGUUUGUCACCCUUUUAUUUAACUAUAUGAAACUUUUGCUCCCAACAGUAUUAGGACUUUCUCAGCGUUGAAAUUUCAUCACUCGGAUGAAUAUGGUCCGAAUAAGCUGUUUAUGUUAAAUGAAAUGAGCAUCCCAUGAGCUCAGCUCGGCUUGUUAAGGCGGUUGAGUUGAACUCAAGCUUGAUCUUUUUUAACGUGCAUUUAGCUAAUGAGGCAGGUAAGACUCGAGCAUAGGG
Messenger RNA from Striga asiatica, 1559 nucleotides. The record is from the annotation of a GenBank genome assembly. NCBI's taxonomy places the organism in Eukaryota, Viridiplantae, Streptophyta, Magnoliopsida, Lamiales, Orobanchaceae.